CCCUCGCCCACCAUUUCUUUUAUUUUUUGUAGCAGGAGGUGAUGUGUCCCGGUGUCGUGAUACUGAUACAGCAACACAAAAAAUAAGUUGUAGAGGUAGAAUUGAGAAGUUGAACAAUGAACUAUUUGUUCUUUUAGAAAGCUCCUUAUAAUUUUUGCUAUGCUUCACAGGAACUGGACGUUAUUAAUAAGACAUUCAGAAACUACAAAGAUGCGACGCAUAUUUCAACUGGGAAAAAAUUGUGGCUCCACCGAGCUGUGCGGGACACGGUCGUUCUCGUUGCAGCAGUUGUCGGCCCGUUUGCAAACGCAGAGCCGCUUUUUGUCUGCAGCCGCUUCGCCACACCUCCUUCAGCAUAGGGUGAAUGUGAAGCAAGAACCUAGAGGACCAUCAAUUUUUGGUCGUCGAUGCAGCACACCUUCUCGUUCCUUUCUUUCCGUAUCCAACAUUAUGCGAGACCCGGAACAUCUAGAAGUGUUGAGCCCGGAACAGAUAGAAGAACUCAGAAAACGAUUUCCAAGACAAUGUUAAGACUACUACUUGUACUUACAGUAAAAAAUGCAUCUUCCCUGUAUAAGUAGACUGUAAGUAGACUGUAAAUGCAUCUUCCUGGCGGCAUCUUCUUGGUCCACCCUGUUCUCAAGGACGACAGGGAUCCAGCAGGAAGCUCACCAAGAUGAUUUAUGUGAGUUCUAAUAAUGGGCUGUCUUCCAGUCCGUGGACCAUCGUUGUCAGGGCAUCCUGGACGAGCACGACGUGCAUCGGAUGUGCCAAGACCUGAUGGUGCCUGAAAUGACCGACUUCCUUCUGGAGGUUCUGGAUCGGGAUGGUGAUGGCCUCGUAGAUUUCGGAGAGUGGGUGCAGAACUACAAGACUGUCAUUAUGAUGUCGGAAAUAUGCUUUGCUUUUGCAAUAGAAGCGGUAACUUUUAGCGAGUAGAAAACGCCAGGGAAAUCUUCGGCAGAUCGCCGAGGAGAUUCGUAACAUCAGAAGCGACAACUUUUGGAUCGUUAGGAUGUUUAUAGCAGGGCUGAUUUUUAGUUUUAUUGUUGAGUGUACUUAUUCAAGAUGAAGAGUUUGAAGUAGAAGUAGGAGUACGUGUACGUGCAUGGUAUACCAGUUUUGAUAAAUAGAUGAAUUAUUUAUAUUGCAUAGUUAGAUCAUAAUCAUUAUCAUAGUGGCCCGGGCCCCAUGUUGAACAUUCCAUCUAUGAGUAGGAUCUUCAUGAUGAGUAAGUAGAAGAAAAGGAAAUGAAGUGAAGGAGGCACUGAUCUAAUCUCACACUUGUUCGGAAUGCUGCACGCUUUCGCUCAUGGCGACACACAUUUGGCAUCGGGGUUGCAGGGAAUGUGGCGGGGCAUCUCGACCAAGCUGGUGAGGGACCAGGUAGAAAAUCUGAUCUGAAUGUCUUCAGCGUGUUUAUAUUGAUGUUGAUCUUAAUAUUCUUAUUGGCCUUAUAUAUAGUUGUUCAUUUUUACUUAGUAUUGGCGACUCAAAGUAUAAGUAAUAGUAUUAGUAAAAACGAAGUAUGCUCAUCCUCAUGUUGUGCCUGUUUCACCUGUAGUUACAGCUUCCUCUCUAGCUGCCUCUCGUAGCUGUACUAGUUUUUACCUUGUUUGUCCUCAACCUCCUUCUCAUCUAGGCGAUGCUGUCCUUGGAUCGAAACAGACAAUGCCUCCUGCAAUUUUCGCUUUUUACGUUCCUCCUGGAAAAGACAUGCGCACGAAUACGUUGAAGGGCCAGCGCAGUACCGCAAGCCGUGUGAAGCUCAUGGAAAUGCGAAAAAAAACGCAAGCCAUGAUGCGCGGACUAACAGGGGGCACCUCAGCAUCGUCCAGGGGAUAUAGUGGAGGACAGCUGGAAGAUCAGGACGAUAUUGGCAUUGGCCAAAAGGACUUGGUGGAGGAGCAUCAAACACAAGCAUUUUUAUGCUCGGCUUUUACUACUCGUCAUCCCUGUCUCUACUCAGGAGCAUUUUGGUACCUGCCUUUGUAUGACAUAGAAGAAUACCAGAACGGUCGUGGGCAUCUUGCUACCCUUUCAUAGAAUCUAAGGUGUAGAAUACCAGAGACUCUAAGUAGGCGUAGAAUACAACUUUCAAGUGGGCGUGCUCUUCAUGGUGGCAAGUUGUAGAUGUGAGGACCACGACCAAGAUGAAUUAGUACAAUGAACGCACUUACACAUGCUGCAGAAGCAAGAAUAACUAGGAAAAGGUGGGGGUCUAUCAGAGGAAGAUGUUCACUUCCAGCUGCAUCUAAGAAAGUGUUUCUACAAAAUUUUUGUUGUUCUAACAUUGAACACCAGGGGGAGUAGCUCUGCGUAUCAUGACUCGAUGGACAGCUUGGCCUUAGUUCGCAGCAACACCGGGAGAGACGAAACGCUGGAGGAAAAAUUACACCGCCUGCGCAGAUUUCCCAUCGCCAGCGCGAUCAUUCAUCACCCAGGCAAAGUAACAUUAAGGCAAUAGGAAUACGUAUAUGUUACGAAUAGAUACGUAUAGAACAAGUAGAAGAAGUACUGAUUAUAUUACUACUUAAUCUUAGUCAUGCUCCAUCUCCAUGAUCGCGACGUCCUGUGCGCGUUACAUGCACAACUCACUGCAUCACUGCAUCUGUAGCAUAAUUAUGAGCUGUCAUCAUCUGUAUGCUCAGAUGCCAUCUGUAGCAUACAAAAUAAGUAGGGAUCUUUUCUUCAAUGAUUUGGAUUCUUGCUACUAGCUCUAAUCACAGGCGUCUCCAAGGUCCAAGUGGAGCCCGAGGUUGCUCUUUAUGCUACAAUAGUCUAUGAGACACCAAGUAGUGGCAAAAAAAGGGUCAAAAAACUUAUUCCAGAACGCCUGGCUGCUUUCAACGAUUGCUCAGUGCGCUCUUUGGAAGGGUACUUGUCGUCAUUGUCCUGCUCUUUGCGAAGAUGAAUCAGUGGGGGAAUGGCUACUUCUUUUUUUAGAAGUUUAAGUUUUUGUAUUCCUCUGUAUAACAGAUUUCUUUAAUAUGGUAGUCGCAGUUGAUGUAAAACCCCAUCUUUAAUUCUAGAUUUAGAUUGCCAUCUUCUGCUUAUUGCUUGUAGGCAACAUCAUGUGAUACAAGGACCAAAAACGACAAUUAUGACUCCUAAGAAGAUGGAGGAAUUCUAUUAAUCUAGCACGUGAGGAAUUCUAUUAAUCAAAGCUUUUGCUUUAAUCUCUUGGGUUUGGCGUUGGCCACUCACGAAGACUUUGAAAGUAAUAUGAUACAGCGAAUAAAAAUAUGUGCUCUAGAGUGUGUGCGUUUUGAUUAAAUGAACCAUUGCAGGGGUAGCUCUAGAUUUAGACUAAACACCGUCUACUUAGUCUCUUCAGCAUAAUGUACAGCGAAUUACCACUUCUAGUACCACAAGCUGCACAAUACCGUAGUUACGACCAUAAUUACCACUACUACAACAUCUCCAGGUCUGUGAAGCUUUCAGAGAAGAAAAACUGGGGUCGUGCAUCAAAAGGAAUAUCGAUCCGGCAUUUCAACAUAGAUUGUUUCGAUCCCAAGACACCCGAAAAUAAACCUAGCCUUGUCUCACGACUCUGGAUUGGAAGCUGGGUCAUGAGAAACGGCGUCCUACAGGAAUACACAGAAAGGUACUUCUACAACAAGAAGAAGUUGAUGUUUAGUUUUUGGAAUUAGUAGAUUACUUGCGCUGUGUGCUUGCCGUAAGGAUCAUGAGAAUCAUUUUUAGAUGGAUAUAUUUUUAAUCAUCAUCGCCAACCAUCGCCAAAAAAGAAUUAGAGCGACAACAAACAUAUCGUAACCUAUAACACGAAUUGAUACUUAUAUAUAGAAAUUGUCUCUCUCUUUUGGCUUUCAGAGAGAUAAAUGAGAAGAUUAAGAGCAUUAGUCCACUCCUACUAUUCGAAAACUCAAAAUAAACGAGUUACUGACUGAAAUAAGGGAGGUAGCUUAACGUCAAGGCUACUCUUCCUUCUCCACAGUAUCUCGGUUAUUCUCGUCUGUUACUCGCUUAUUUUAGUUUUUCUACUAGAGUUACUAGCUCUACUCCACUCUACCGACCACCUCACUUCUACUAGAAUUACUAGCUCUAGUACUCCACUCUACCGACCACCUCACUUCUACUAGAAUUACUAGCUCUACUCCACUCUUCUACCGACCACCUCACUUCUACUAGAAUUACUAGCUCUACUCCACUCUACCGAGCACCUCACUUCUACUAGAAUUACUAGCUCUACUCCACAACUCUAGCGACCACCUCACUUCUACUAGAAUUACUAGCUCUAGUACUCCACUCUACCGACCUCCUCUUCUACCGACCAGGGCGCCAGCGAGAAGUUACUUGUUGUUUUAUCAACCAUUACUGCUCCACUCCACCUUAUCAGGGCGCCAGCGAGAAGUUACUUGUUGUUUUAUCAGCCAUUACUGCUCCACUCCACCUUAUCAGGGCCCCAGCGAGAAGUUACUUGUUGUUUUAUCAGCCAUUACUGCUCCACUCCACCUUAUCAGGGCGCCAGCGAGAAGUUACUUGUUGUUUUAUCAGCCAUUACUGCUCCACUCCACCUUAUCAGGGCGCCAGCGAGAAGUUACUUGUUGUUUUAUCAGCCAUUACUGGAUUGGAUCGUAGAUAGGAUGAAUAAUCAAGUACCCGCAGAGAACGAUCCAGCGGACAAGUGGGAAAACGUCCACGAGCUUCUCGCAGCAAGCAACUACCCUGAUAAAACCUGGAUCGCGCUAGGUAUAUUUAGUUUUUUAUGCAAAUGCCUUUUGUUUUUUGUUAGAAAGAUCGUCACCUGCUGAAUUCUAAGGCUCUCGAGAUUUUUAAGGGAAAAGCCGAAACUACCGUGGACGUUGAGUGGACAGCCUGAACUUUCUGUGCAAAACAAAUCAAUUUAUAUCAUCUACCACUGGGCUACCACUUCUUUAUAACUAUAUUUUUUUUAAGUUUAACAAAUGGAAUUGGAACAAACCUCCCCUACCUCCUCUACCUCGCAACCCUCGUCCAGGUGCUGGGGCGUACACCCCUUGGGGAGAGAGUAAUUUCCUAAAUUUGGGUGAUCAGUCGGCAGUUUUGAUAUGGGACGAAAAAAAGUGGCCAGAGGGUCCUCCACCCAAAGUCUUGGAGGACAUAUUCCGUGAUUCGGAGCAAACGCCAGAUGGAAUUAUAGCCUUGCAUCAAACAUUUGUGUAACAAAGGAAACAACUAAGCGUAAAAAAGAAACUACCUCUUUCGUACUAGCGGCGUGUGCUGUGGGUAGUUGUCGUUCGAUAAUUGUGGUUUCAACUGUCGCCCCCAAACUACAACUAAGUUGUAUGUGCAAUUACUUAUUGUUGCUACAACUACCACUAGUUGUAGUUAGACAUGAACAUCAAGUCGUGUAGUUUCACCAGUCCUUUUCUAGAAGUGGAAGAAUAAUAGACUCCUCUAACUACUAUGCUAAUGGCAAAGCAGGGCC
This is a messenger RNA of Amoebophrya sp. A25, 5431 nucleotides long. The record is from the annotation of a GenBank genome assembly. NCBI's taxonomy places the organism in Eukaryota, Dinophyceae, Syndiniales, Amoebophryaceae.